Messenger RNA from Acaulospora morrowiae, 888 nucleotides. The record is from the annotation of a GenBank genome assembly. NCBI's taxonomy places the organism in Eukaryota, Fungi, Glomeromycota, Glomeromycetes, Diversisporales, Acaulosporaceae.
GAAAAAAUUCGUGAAUUCGCCAGGAAACGUGGUCAACUUGUCACGGAUUUUCAAAAACUUUUGCAAGAAAGUGUACAGCUGUUUUCUGAUCGCAUUAUUGCUUCAUUACAACACAUUCGCGACUCAUCUGAACUUCAUGAACUGGAAAGGAGAACGCAGGACAGAGAUGAGAUCUUAAAGCAAGCUCAUGCAAGAUAUAUGGAAGUCGACAAUAAAUUUAACUCAGCUAAAUCAGAAGCAAAACGUUUGUUAAAUGAAGCUAACGCCAAAAUUGAAGAUGUCGAUGAUGAGACAAAGCUUGCACUUCAAGAAAUAAGUCAUGGAAUGUCUCUUGAAGAUCUUGAAGAUGCAGUCGCAAGUGAACGUGCCAAGGCCGAUUUGCACAUUGUUGUAAACCCUCGUGUGAUCGAAACUUAUGAACGUAGAAGAGCUGAGAUUGAAGCGCUCAAAUCUAGAUUGUCUUCCAAAACGAGAGAGUUGACAAAGCUUUCAGAUGAAUUGACGACCUUAAAAGUAAACUUUUUGGCAUGUCUACCUAGAUUAAAUGAGCUGGUGAAAAAAAUUAGUCAAGAAUUUUCAAACGCUUUCGAUCGAAUUGGAUGCGUAGGAGAAGUUCGUGUCAGUACUAAUGAAGAUUAUGAUAAAUGGGGGAUUGACAUUUUGGUGAAAUUUAGGGAUAACGAAAGACUUCAAGUACUUACCGGUCAACGUCAAUCAGGAGGUGAACGAUCAGUUUCUACAAUAAUGUAUUUAAUGUCAUUACAAGAAUUGGCAAAGACGCCAUUCCGUGUUGUUGACGAAAUUAACCAAGGCAUGGACCCACGGAACGAGCGUUUGGUGCACAGCCAAAUGGUUCAAACUGCUUGUCGUCCAAAUACUUCGCAGUAA